GUUGACAUCCGCUGCUGCUAGUGGUUGCGGUGAUUUUUAGUGCGAGUGUGAUUUCCACCAACCGCGGUCCUAUAAGUGGCAGUUUGUUGAGUUCGUUCGUUCAAACGACAUGCAACAUGGUGAUAGUAAGUGUGUAAGUGUGCGUGAAGUGGAAAUAUGAAAUAUGGAGCAAAAAUUUUACGACCAUUGUUUGUGAUUUAUGGUGCAUGGGGAGGUUUGUUUAACUUUCAACCUGUUGCAUCUGCUGCUUCAUGUGCUCUAGGUGGUUUUUCCGAUGUUCGUUGAAUGUAAUAUUAAAGCCAAUAGAGUGAUCGCUUAUGUUAUGUGGAGCUUACUCUUGGAGAAUACUGGAAGCUAAAAUGAGCUAGGGAAAUUGGCCGUGUGUUUGAGUGGGGUGUGUGUGUGUGUGUGUGCGUGCCUGUGUGAGCGUCUGUAGCUGUGUAGUGUAAGGUGAGAAGAAAACAAACAAAUCGAAUCGAACCGACAACUCAAUCACAAUGGUAAGCGAAAACUACACGCUGAUGCUGAUGGAUGCGACGAAUCGGUACAAUCUGUCUGCGUUCAGUACCGACGCCGGUCCAACCAUGUCGCACGAGGACGAGACGGAAAUGAUCGUCUCCACGAUAGUGGCGAUCUUCUUCGGCUUUAUCGGUAUUACUGGGCUGCUGGGGAAUGCGCUCGUCGUGCUGGUUGUGCUGUCCAACCCACAGAUGCGCUCGACGACCAACCUGCUUAUCAUCAAUCUGGCCAUCGCGGAUCUGCUGUUUGUCGUGUUCUGUAUUCCGUUCACUGCCACCGACUACGUGCUUGCGUCCUGGCCGUUCGGCGAGCUAUGGUGCAAGAGCGUCCAGUACCUGAUCGUCGUGACGGCACACGCUAGCAUCUACACGCUCGUGCUGAUGUCCCUGGACCGAUUUCUGGCCGUGGUUCAUCCGAUCGCGAGCAUGGUCAUACGCACGGAGCGAAAUACCGUGCUGGCGAUAACGAUCCUCUGGGUGCUGAUCAUUACCACCGGACUGCCAGUGUCGUUUGCGCACGGGAUCAAUAAGUUCAAAUACCACGACCGGGAGAUAGAGACAUGCGGCUUCCUCGAAAAAGAUAGUCCCUCCUGGGCCGCCUUCCACAUCGCGUUCUUCCUUAGCUCGUACGUGGUCCCGCUCAUACUGAUCAGCGUCCUGUACAUGUGGAUGCUGUCCCGGCUGUGGCGAAGUUCGGUCGGCGGUCGCUCAGCCGAAUCGAAGAAGGGCAAAAAGCGCGUUACCCGUCUUGUGGUGAUUGUGGUGGCAGCGUUUGCUUCAUUAUGGUUUCCCAUACAGGUCAUCCUGGUCCUAAAGAGUGUGGACAUCUUUAAACCCGACACCCAUUUUAAAAUUUCACUACAAAUCGUCUCGCACGUGCUGGCAUACACGAGCUCCUGUAUAAACCCGCUGCUGUAUGCGUUCCUGUCCGAAAACUUUCGGAAAGCAUUUCGUAAGAUUGUUUACUGUGGACCGGGGAGCCGCCGCCAGGGCAGCCAGCGACAUAUGCCACUGCCAACGAAAACGACGCGAACCGGCAGCUGUCCAGACAUUUUAUAACCGGAAACAAUGGAGGAAACGUCCGUCACCUUCGUUUAAUACACUCUUUGUUUUCGCACAGUGCAGCCCACUGUCUCCGUUUUAUCCUGUCCUCGACGGAUCAUCAGCACAGCGGCACAAGCUUCUACGAAACGGUUCAAACCGAUGGCUUAAUAGUAAUGCAAACCGAACCAACCAAUCGUUACCAUAAUCACUCUUAUCAUCACCUUCAUUAUGAGCGGUAGUAAUUAACAGAUCGUUUGGUACCGUAUGAUGCGUUAAUAGUUAUCGGCAAAAUGAGCACAAUAUCAUGCCCAAUGUCUUACUUUAUUCACUUUCAGCUGUAUUGUAUGAUGAUGCGCUUGAUCGUUACAAUACGAUACUGUUUACAAGUUUACAACUAUUUUUUUAAGCGAUACUUUACCUUCUGCUAGCAAUGAUCUAUCAAAAGCGUGUAAAUGAUAGGGUUCCGUUCGGCUGCGGCAAACAAGCACAACGAUUUACAAUAACUCGAAAGCAGUUUAUGGUUGCAGAUUAAACAAAUCAGCCACUUUAUCCGAGAUGUUUCCUAUUGUUAUUAAACGUUAAGCAACGAACUGAACAUAUUCAGUCCUGAUACAGGAUACAUUGGGGUCGGGAAACGAUGAGAGCUAAAUCGAGCUAUGGCUAUUGUGAGUGGUGUUAGCCAUUUAGAAGCGCCACUAAUGAGUAGUAAUUACGAUUCAUUCGACUAACAACCAGAAACGAAGUAAAAUAGAACAUUUCUAUGUGUAAAUAAUUGCAACUAAUGCUUGACAAACAAUAUUGAACGGCAGUGGUUGGUACGUGCGCCAGGGAACAAAACCAAAACAUAAUAUGAAAAAACACUGUACGGACUUGUUUCUCGCAGUACAGUACAUGAAAUGACGUGGUGUUAGGAAAAUAAUUGAUAGUUGGUUUCAAAUUUACCAUUUCAGUAAAACAUAAUUCCUAGACUAAAGACUCAAAUAUGAGUUACUGAGCAGAGCGUCAUACAUCCGACGAACUGCGUGGUAAAAUUAUUCUGUGCAUGUAUAGCGUAACAGGCACUGGUGGUUCGUUGCUUGUGGUGUGACUUUGCUUUCAAUCGACUGAGGCUGGAAAAAUGAGCCCCACCGGUGUUCUGCGAAGAUCCAGUGCAGCAAUGGUUUGUGUUUACGUAUGAAAAUACCUAACAGAGACGUAAAAGUGAAGGAUACCGUGAUUUCCCAUGUUUCGUUCGCGUCUGGCACUCUUGUAGGAGCACCUGUGCCGCUUACUCCAUGUUUUGCUCGUGAUGACUACCAAACAUCGAUUCGGAUUUGUUUCAGGCCACCGUUUGAGUUAAGUACGUGACAUCAAUCAAACCAAGCGUACUAGCGGAUCACAACACCAUUCCGGUACACGUGUUGGCGCGUUGAUCCGUGAUAAACCACUUUGUACAGCCUCGCUGUAUGGACAGAGAAUAGUGUCGCAAACAACGCCAGCCAAAAAGGGGUACCAGAUUGUAUGCUGAUGCUCUCUGCAUUCCGCAUUUGUGCAAAGUUAAUGCUGAAAUUUGGCCGGCACCACGUUUAUGUCUCUAAAACGCGCCCCGAUAUGUGCAUGCUCGCUAAGCAAAAGCUGUCGCAAAGCUAUUUUCAUCAACAUCGCCAUCGUCAAAAUGAUCAUCAUCAUCGUCCGCAUACUGUUUGCCGUUUGGUUUUGCAAAAUGAGGGAUUUUGGAAACUUCGGUGACAGUUUGCUAUCAAAGUUCCUUCUCACCAUUCUGGCGCACAUAAGGGUAACGGACGCAUCGAAAAAAAGCCAUGCUGGGUUCUAAUGUACGCGUGGUUCAGAGUUUCCCGAACGCCAUAAAUCACUCCUCACUGUACUCAAAAAUACCCAUAUCAACACAACAUCAUGUGCGUCCCGAAAAUGGAAAAUGGCACCGAAAGCAGCUUCCAUGACGUGGACCCGGGCUUGUAUUUCUGCACUUGUAGCAGUGUGAGCUUUCCCGUCCAUCAACCAACCAAAAAUUGGCGUAAAUAAUUGUCCUUCGAUGAACAAAAAAGGAAUAUACGUGAAAUUCCUGCACUGCACGACUCAAAAAAGCAAACUCCAAAUAACCAUGUGCUUUCCUGUCGUUUUGUCGUUUGUUUUGCCAUCCCCUGGCUAGCUGCUGCAUGGUACUUCCUUUUAUAGCAAAGUCUAAUCAGCAAACCAUUUCAAUGAACUCCUUUUCACAGAACACCACUCUUUAAGCCUCCGGUUGAAAGCAAAAUCCACACUGAUAUCAACGGGGUAGAUUUAUCAGUGCUGUAGUUGGUAAGCGUCCGGUAAAAGUACUAAUUAGUGUUUUUGUUACGCUUUUCAAAUGGAAAGCCUAGCAGAAAAUAACCUGAUGCGGCAAACGAGUGUGUACAAAAGUAUCUACAGUAUCCGAGCCGAAUGCCAAUGUUUUGUUAGCGCUGUACGUAAAUUACACUGCUGUACACGAAGCUACUGAUUACAGCGUUAGAGGUAAAAAGCAGCGCGUGCGUGUGGACGGAGUGAUAAAACUUCAGUAAAUACGUUCAGCUAGAUAUCAAGAGAUCCGUCUCUAUUGGUAGAGUUGGAGAACUUUUGUGAAAAUGUAUCCGAACGAAAAUUGUAAUUUGAAUAAUAUUAAGUAUAGUAUAGUGUCUCAAAGCAUGCAAAAAGGUAAGGUUGCGGAAUCAUAGUAGAAUACAAAUGUAAAAUAAAACAAACAUACAAAGUCCAAGUUAAAGUAUCAUGAAACAUCGGUCAUGGCUUUUAACAAACAAAUAAACGUACUAUAAACAGUUGAAUGAAAUUUGACAUGGUUAUUGAAGCUAUUUUUACGCACUGGUAGUACGAAACAUAGAAGAUAAAACAAAAACCCCGAAAGCAGUACCCACUUCCCGCAAUGAUUGUAAAAAUGAUACAGGACGAUCAGAGUCGAGGAUUAUGGGCGAAUGUGUGUUUGAUGCGAGUCAGUAUAGCAAAACUUUAUCAAUUUAUCGUUAGGUUAGCAUGUAACAUAGCUGGCAGCUGUUGGGUUUUGCGGUUGAAGCGCUUCAACGACUUUCAUACAGGGAGUGAACAGCAAGCGAGGAAACUAAACAGCACAUACACUCCUGUUUAAUCCAAUGUACGGUAGCUCCAGUGAACGUAUGAGUAUGUGAUGUAAAAAUUGAACGAGAAAUACAAAAAUCAAUAUCAAAUUUGCCCAGUCGCAGGGACUCUUUUUAAGUUUGAAUUCAAUUAAUCAUCGAAAUGAAAAUUUCCUAACAAACCAUGAAACAAGGGACAAGGCGUUGACCCAAGAACAGCAUGCAACCAUUCAAUGAAACCAUUUGCGCGUGCUGUAAGGAAAAAGUGAUUUUUUUUAGAUCUAAUGAAAUAACAAUUCAACCAAACUAUUAACAAAUGCAACCGUACAGGGUCUGAAAAAUUGGACAACCGAUUCGAUAGAGAAACAAAAUCUUUUCUUAGCCAAGUCAAAUUAACUAACGCGAUCAGAGAGAUCGCUCAUUGAUUGAAUAGUGUACGAUAAACAAUUUUUAAAGUCUAUCAAACAGUUGAUACAAUAAAACUUUGCCCAAAAAGCAUCA
Messenger RNA from Anopheles merus, 5149 nucleotides. Its product is annotated as allatostatin-A receptor-like. The record is from RefSeq and is a predicted model, not a curated record. Gene Ontology annotation, biological process: G protein-coupled receptor signaling pathway. NCBI's taxonomy places the organism in Eukaryota, Metazoa, Arthropoda, Insecta, Diptera, Culicidae. Gene Ontology annotation, molecular function: G protein-coupled receptor activity. The transcript has 5 exons. Bases 498 to 1577 code for a protein of 359 amino acids. Gene Ontology annotation, cellular component: membrane.